UUUGGAAAGAGGCGAUUGGGGGUUUUAUUGGCUAUGUGGGGCAGCUUGGCGGUGCCCGCUUGACCUCCGGAAUGCUUGGAGAACGAGCGGCCUAUUUGUUUUGAGAUGCUUCAUGCUGUAUGUAAACCAAGAUACUUUGAAAAUCAGGAUGCCUCAGUAGCUGAGCCCUCUUCUAAAAGGAUGAAAUCUACAGAAGAGCCUUAUGGUAAAUCCUAUGAUGGAUUACAAAGACUUCAUGAGGAAAUACAUAUUAAAAAAACCCAUUCUGGCUUUAUUCCAUUGUCACUAUCUGAUGAGGAGGAGGAGGAAGAAAAAGAGAGGGAAAAAAAUGCAGAAGUGUUAAAUCCAUUUAACCAAGCACCCCCUGGUAAAACCUCAAGUUCAAAAGAACCUUCAGAUUUAGUAAACAAAGCUGAGAUUACAGGAAAUAAAUAUUCUGCUGUUACUAACAACAGCAAUGUAGCUCAUAAUGGAGAUAAGAACAGUUUCAUUAGGGAAACUAAGAAUAAAGGGGAAACGGAAGUGUACAGCACAAGCAAAGCAUUUAUUGGACCCAUUUAUAAAAGUGAAGGUGAUUGUGAACAUAAUCAAAAGAAAAAAUAUAUUGAAAACAACUGCCUAAAGGGAUCAAAUACUAUUAUUGGCAGAAAUUCUCAGAAAGAAAUAGUGCAAGCUAUCUCCUGUGAUAUGCCAAAAAUAGAAGAUGAAUUGUCACAGUUCUACAGAGAAAUUGAUCAGCUUGAAAGUAAUGAAAGUUGUCUGGAUAUUCAUUUACAGGGGACAAAAGCAAAUUCACCUCAUCAACCUCUGGACUGUAGUAAAUCAAAUCAAGUUAUUUAUAUGAGCUCUCAAGAAUGGCCUCAUAAGACAUUACUUAAGGGUAAUGAGGGACAAUGUUUUUAUAAUGAAUCAAGUGGUUAUAGAACUGGCAAAGAACAAUACAUCUGUAAUGACCCAAGUGGUCACAGAACUGGCACGGGACAAAGUUAUGACCAUGGAAGGGAUGUAUGGGAAGCUGAACAACCAUGUAAUAAACAAGAAGAUUCUAGAUUCUGGAAUGAUCCUGUGCCUCAGUUUAGACAUAGUUGGCAACAGACCCAUCCAUUUAUAAUACCUUAUAGCCCACCACCUCAAUUUACUGCUCACUUUAAUUUUCAGGACUCUAGUUCCUUACCACUUCUUUCAGAUGGUUUCAAUUCUUCAAAUGUGGAACAACUUAAAAAAAAAAUUAACAUGAACAGUUCAGCAUGUAAUCGAAGUAAUGCAUACAGUAAUCAUUCUAAUAUUCAUAGUAUGCAUACAAUCAGAAAUGAAUGCAGUGUAUCUGAUGGACAUAUAGUUAAUGGUUUCUGUGAAACCCAAGCAAAUUGGAAAGACAAUAAAGCUCACCAUUUUGAGGAAUCAAAUAGUGUUCCCCAACAGCAUCCUCAGGACAAAUUAUAUGAGUUUAAAAAGCGGCUUUUAAUAUUAAGAGGGCUUCCAGGCUCUGGAAAGACAACCUUAUCUCAUAUUCUCCUUGGUCAGAGUUGUAAUGGCAUUGUGUUCAGUACUGAUGAUUACUUCCAUCAGAUCAAUGGAUGUUGGGCCUAUAAUGUUUCUCAGCUUGGUGCUGCUCACGAGUGGAACCAAAAUCGAGCAAAAGAAGCAAUGGAUCUAGGAAGAUCCCCAAUUAUUAUAGACAACACAAAUACACAAGCCUGGGAAAUGAAGCCUUAUGUGAAAGCGGCUCUAGAAAAAGGCUACCAUGUGGAAUUCCAUGAACCAGAAACAUGGUGGAAGUUUAAUCCUGAAGAACUGGAGAAGAGAAAUAAACAUGGGGUCAGUCGUGAGAAGAUUGUGCAAAUGCUGGAAAGAUAUGAAUAUCAAAUCUCAAUACCUAUUGUUAUGAAUUCAGUGCUUCCUUUUCACAAAACUUCACAAAGACCAUAUUCACAAAGAAGACAGAGGUGGGGAGGCUGUUCGGUCUCGGAAUACUUUUAGUGUAUCACAUAACUGAGGAUACAUUUAAGGUCAAUUUUCUUUACAAGUGAUAGGUUGCAAUUUACUACGCAAUUAGUAGAGUUAAAUCUAUUGAAAAGACUUAAUUCUUUGAACUGUUUUAAAUAUUCAACUAAUUUCUUUUGUGACUAAAAUAGAUUUAAUGCAAAUUAAAUCUCUUGGAGAUUGUUUAUAACAAUGUAAAUGUUUAAUAUUAAAAUGUUAAAUAUUUUCACAUUUUAUAUUUGUACUAAUCUUGAUUUUACUGAAACUUGUGAUAAUGCAGAUACAUUAGUCACUGGUUUUUAAUAUGACAUUUUACUUAUACUGUAAACUGCUGAGCAGUUUCUUCUUCUCAAUAGAACAUAACGGAUUUUUAAUAAGGAAAUAACAGAAGAGUCACUUUUACUAUAAGAGUUAGCAUUUGAACCAUUUCUUUUUAUUACUUUUAGUAGCAUUUCAAGUUGUGCCAAUCUGUUGAUAACAGUUAUUUAAUAAUGAAGCUUAUCAGUCAAACAUUGACAUUCAGUUCAAGUUCUUACAUUUCCAUUUUCUGAUCUGUACAGAAGUUUGUCUGUGCAAAUAGUGAGCUGGAAAAGCAGUAGCAAAAUUCUGCAACUAAAAUCUGUGACUCUGACAUAUCAGCAUGCAGCAUGUAGUUUUGUGUGAAAUCAGUUCUUACAUGGAAUCAUCUUAUAUUGUCAAAUUCUGAAUUCACACUAUUACGGUAUGUUAAAUGUUUUGCCUUUGGUAUGGGUACAUAGUGUUACAAAAGAAUUAAUACAUUUAGAUAUGUUGAAAAAGCUGGAACUGACAUUAGUUGCACUAUAUUACAUUUGGGUAGGAUUAUGAUAUAUACAAUAUCCAGUUCAUCAGAUGUUUGUGGCUGAACUCACAAAAGACCUUUGUGCUAAUGCUGUGUAGUAAACUCACUGGAUGCCUCUUUUCUUUUCGCUUGAUCUUGUACUACUGCUUCAGCAAUCCAGUCUCAAUGAAAUCUAACAAAUAUCAAAGUGAUUCUUUUUUAGGGAUCUUCUGUUCUUGGUUAACAGAGAGCUGUGGGGAAUACAUGUCAACAACUUGUAACUUUAAAUAACUUUACUUGUCCACUGUUUUAAAUAGAUAAUAAAAUAUUUCAUAAAAUACUUGUUUUCAAACUAAUAUUAAAAGUAAAUGUUUGGACACUAAGAAAUGAUUGGGAAGAACUGCUUCAAAGCACAACACCUUUCUGUUAUUCUUUCCUUCUUUUUUCAGGUUCAAAGUUUAUGUAAAUUGAAUCUGAGAAUCAGGAGACUUUUCUACUGUAUUAUAAGAUUUUAAUUUCUAUAACUAGUAUUGUACCUGAUUCCACUUCUCCAUGGGAGCCUUUUGGCUUUCUCAUUAAAGAGUAGCAUGCCCUGUAGAAAAAGUUCCUAUAAAGUAUUAAGAACUAUUAUCAGAAAUAAUUUGGCCUCUCAUACAUGACUGGAUUUUUAAAAAGUAAGCUUAUACAGUGGCUAAUAUCCAUGCUCAGUGAUGAAAUCUGAAAAACUAAAGACAUUUGUUAAAGCAGCACCCUGAAAUGCUUAUUCAGAAAAUGCCCUUCUAUAAUACUGAAUAUUUCUCAGAUAAUCAAAUUAUUAAUGGAAAUAUUCACUUUAUCUCUCAUGUCCAGGCUGACAUACUAUUUAUGAAUGUACUGAUUCAAUGUAUAGAUAGCUUUACUUUUAUUGUAUGAUUUUGUGCUAAACCUUCAGCAAUGACCUGGAUGUCCACAUGAUGGAAUGGUUGUUCCGUUAUUCUUUGCCCCUUAACAGUGAAUUCAAGUGUAGGGUGGGUAGAUCAUUCUACCCAUACAGAACUCUUAGGACAACUUCACCCCAGGUAUGUGGGCUCAAACUUUCAAAUGGUCACCAAGGACCAUGGAGGCUGAGAAGGGAAUUGAAAUCAACACAUCUGCAGGGCACCCAGAUUGAGGAAAGUUACCUCAUAAUGUAGGUGGGAUAUUUACUGGUCAGAAUAGCUAAGGGUGAUUUUUUUCAACAUAGUCAUAUUCUAAGACCCCAAAUCUCUUCAACAUGGCUAUAUGGUAAUAUCUAGCAAUACUAUCUACUGAAGUGCAGUUUUGAUUAGUUUUUUUCCCUACAACUCUACUUUUGUCUAACUUUGAAGUUUGUACAAGCAUGACUUUCUGUUUCAUGUGUUUCUUUUUCUUUUAAAAGAUAAACAUAUAGGGGGUUGAAAGCAUCGUACAAAUGAGGCCCAAAGUCCAGACUGAAUUCUGGAUAUUUGUUGUUAACUUUUGUGUGUCCUAACUUUUAAUGUAUUGUAAAAUAUGCAUGUAAAUACUACUAAAUAGAAAGUUCAUUAAAUAGACAUUUUGGAUAAUUUA
This is a messenger RNA of Candoia aspera, 4348 nucleotides long. RefSeq names its product NEDD4-binding protein 2-like 2. Gene Ontology annotation, biological process: negative regulation of transcription by RNA polymerase II. Bases 106 to 1980 code for a protein of 624 amino acids. The record is from RefSeq and is a predicted model, not a curated record. Gene Ontology annotation, molecular function: transcription corepressor activity. The transcript has 6 exons. NCBI's taxonomy places the organism in Eukaryota, Metazoa, Chordata, Lepidosauria, Squamata, Candoiidae. Gene Ontology annotation, cellular component: nucleus.